CAUGUCCAAAAGUCAUGGAUGACCAAACCGGUGAGCAAACAUACAGUAUUUGUUCGGUCAGUCUGUCAAAUCGGCGCGACUGUGACAGAAAAAUCACUGCCGCUGCGGAAUAACUUCGACAGGAGAGGAGAUAUUGAGUGUUCAGGUUUGGAGUCCAAAGCCAAGCGGAGUGGACCUUCGCACCGUCACCCUCCAAAUUCUCCAGUGGUCAGCCCCUCUGAUCUGGUGUCGAGAUGGCCUCCAGACAGGGAGACAUGCCAGCGAUAGAGUCUGGCACGUCACCCGGACUCUUCUCUGCCAUGUCGGCUCCUAUUGGAAUGACCCGACGCAAUAUCAGCUAUGACGAGCACAUGGACGCCCCCAUGAAUUCACCACCUUCAGACUUGACUGUCAACAUCUUUUGGAAGGAUCCUGUCAUCCCACAGCACAAGUUUAGGAACACUGCAGAGGAAGGUGAGAGCGGUGUGAAGAUGCCGACUUUUGAGGCAGCGUUGCCAGCCAAGUCCCCAGUGCCUGUGGUGAAAGCCAAAGCCACCUCUUUAAUGAGCUCGCUUAUGAUCAAGCACACCCAGGAAAACCUCCAGAGGUUUGAGCACCAGGCAGGGCUGACUGACACUGGGUAUUCACCUCACAAGGGCCUCUCUGCUGAGGAGACCCGCUUUCACCGACGGGCUGAUGGCACACUGCCAAAGUUGAGAAUGCCAAGCGGGGACUUCAAGGAGGACAGGCUUAUAACAUCAGCACAAUCCACCCCGAGUGGCACCCCUUGUGUCACCCCCUCCGUUACACCCUCCGUCACACCCUCUGUUACACCCUCGGUCACCCCAUCUGUCACCCCCUGUGUUAGUCCCCACUCAUCACCGGCUCUUAGUCGCAGGAGCUGGUUCCAGCUGAGUCCUGUGCCAUUUCUUGCAACCCCAGAACUCAGCCCCACCACAGACAUGGGAGGAAACGAGGGAGGAGGAGGAGAGAGGUGGAACUUCUUUGGAACUCGCUCUCUGGUACAGAAGUCCCCCACUGACCCUGGCUCUGACACCAGCACAGGCUUCUCACUGCAGUCCUACUUCGGCCUGCAGAAGUCCUCCACCAUGGAUGGCACCAACACCCAAGUCAACCUCAAGGUGGAGGACCCUGCCAACUUCAUGCCCCCUAAGAUUGAAAUCACAGGCAUCGACGCCAAGCGGGUGUCGCCACGGCCACACAAACUCAAACCUCGGGACAUGAAUGUUUUAACACCUUCGGGCUUCUGAAUCCAAACCAGCCGCGUACUGACACCUCUGUACCACAUGCUCCGUAGUUUUCUCCUCCGUGUGGUUGCUCAUUUUCUUUCCUGGCCUCCUCCAUCCCCUCUGCCUCCCUGCACUGAGACAGAGGGGAUGGAGGACCACUUAUACUUUUAGCUCACCAACCCCAGAGACAUUACCGCACUGUUACAUCCCUCAGCGGACCCGACUCAGAUGGAUUGCAAUCUUGUUGUACUUCACAUCAUCUCUUCCAACUAAUUAGUCCAAAUAAACCAUCAAAUCAAAUAACUUGAUUUGUUAUCCCUAAUGGUACUGCUUUGUAUUGUUAUUGUAGUUAUGUCACGUAAUGGGUGCACUGGCAUGCAUUGCCUUGUUGUCCUCGGUCCAUUUUCAGUGAUGUGGCACGAGAUUGAAGUUGUUGAAAUAUCUCGUCAGUCCUUUGCUUAAGCUAAUCCCUUUAGCAUUGCCUCUCAUACUAAAACUGACCAGCUAUUUCGGUCCAUAAUGCUCUUUGGCCUGAUUUGUAUUUUUUUUUUUUUUUUUUUAAUAAGCUCACAGUUUUGUAGUUGUGUGGUGCUUUUCUCUGUUAGCAUGCAGAGUAUAGUGAGGUAUGACUGAUAUUGUGCCUAAACGUGCAGCGUGUUUGCUUUUUGCAUUCGUGCCACUUUUUUAUAUAUAUAUUAUUUGGCAUUUUAUUUUACCUGACGAAAGAGUAUGACUGCUGACCUGAAGUGAUUUUUUUUUUUUUAAUUAUUAUUAUUUCAACCUAAGUAUAUUUCAUAUUAUUCUGCUUUAAAUCAACAUUGUUCAUUCUAAAUAGUAGUUUGUAUGUUGGGUUUCUCACAUUUUUAUAUUGAAUCACAAUAUGUUUCAAUAUGCUAUAAGAAUACAAAGCAUUGAAGUGGUCAUUUUCAA
This is a messenger RNA of Thunnus maccoyii (southern bluefin tuna), 2159 nucleotides long. Its product is annotated as putative monooxygenase p33MONOX. Bases 234 to 1250 code for a protein of 338 amino acids. The record is from RefSeq and is a predicted model, not a curated record. Gene Ontology annotation, cellular component: cytoplasm. NCBI's taxonomy places the organism in Eukaryota, Metazoa, Chordata, Actinopteri, Scombriformes, Scombridae. The transcript is spliced from 8 exons.